This is a messenger RNA of Sebastes umbrosus (honeycomb rockfish), 2785 nucleotides long. It is a transcript of the gene asip1, whose product is annotated as agouti signaling protein 1. The transcript has 3 exons. NCBI's taxonomy places the organism in Eukaryota, Metazoa, Chordata, Actinopteri, Perciformes, Sebastidae. Gene Ontology annotation, cellular component: extracellular region. The coding region runs from base 2039 to 2401 and encodes 120 amino acids. Gene Ontology annotation, molecular function: melanocortin receptor binding; neuropeptide hormone activity. Gene Ontology annotation, biological process: positive regulation of melanin biosynthetic process; melanosome organization; hormone-mediated signaling pathway. The record is from RefSeq and is a predicted model, not a curated record.
AAAGUUAUUAUGGAAUUUUUUGCCCAAUGAUGCCAAAAAUAUACUGCCUACUGCAGCUUUAAUGGACAGUUAUAAACAUUUACUUAUUUAUUUAUUACUGUUUUUUUUUUAACCUUUAUUUCAGGGAAGUUUCAAUGAGAGGAAGCCUCUCUUUUCGGUGCAAGAGUACCUCAGUACAAGGCCACAGCCAGGGCUUAAAAAUUAGAGAGGUCCAGAAUUUUUAUAUAAGGGUUGUAAAAUUGAACGCGAUAAUGCGCUAGCACAAAUUCGUUUCAAAGCGACGUUUCUUUAACACAUUAAAGAUUGAACACAUUGUGAUUUUUAGAUUGUAGCAGGCUCAGUUUUGAAGCUAGAAACUAAGCUCCUCAAAGUUCUCCAUUUUCUCCGCCCAUCCUCGUCCACGUCGUUAGAAAAAUGUGGAUGUGCACGGACAGACGAAAACCUUCCACACGUAACCCCCGUGAAAGGGCUGCUUCUGAUGGUGUGACGUCACUUUGGCCGUGCAUAAAUCACGCUUAAGCCUGUUUAGAAGCCUGAACUUUUCAGCAGCUAUCAAGGUUACUCAGAAGUGAAUUGUUUUGAUCAGCAACAUAUGCAAAUCCCAAUUUAUAAAUUAUGGUCAUGUUGCAGAUUGCACCUUUAAAUUGCACUGAAAUAUUGUAAAAAAAAAAAAAAAAAGUGAAUAAAGUUUGGCGAGUGGCUCAGUUUUCGAGUCAAUGUUCACUUUGCUUCUCAUUUGAAAAAGACAAAUGUCAUCAAACACUUGAAGUUUCUACACACCUGAGUAUGUAACCGGCGUGUCGGAGGAGGCGCGGCUUGAAGCAAAAACGGGAAAACUUCCCGCAUUUGUAAAUAUACGAUACUUUGGUCAAACGAAGCGCGAAAGCGUUUCCUCACUUUCAUUUUAAAAAAAAAAAUAAUAGAAUAAAAAGAGACAAUAAUAGCCUCUUUUCUUUAUCAUUACUCAAUAGCCAAUAGCCAUCCUCGUUACAACACUGGCCGAACCCAAACUCCCAGUUAAAUACAGUAUGUCCUUAAGUCUGUUUUAACACUGCCCAAUUGUCUUAUGUCUUUUUGUAAUAUUAUAUUGCACCAAUAAAAAAAACACACACAUGGCGAACACACACAUUUGAAGUAUUCACUGGAAAAAAUAAAUAAAUAAUUCAAAACAAAAUCUACAAAACAAAUGCAAAUGACUUUGUUCUGCAGUUAAAAGUCACAUAAAAUAAAUAUUGAAAUAUGCAUGUUCAUAACUCUUUUUCACGUCUAUGCAAAAAGUGAAUAUCACACAAACUAUUGUUCUACUUUCAGCCGACAAUUUUCAGCAGCUUGGUGCUCAUUCCUACGACGUCGGAGGCCACAGCUGAGGGGUUUAACACGGAUGACGUCCUGCGGCAGCCUGUGACAACGUCAUCGGACAGCAAAUGCCAAGAACUUUAUAGCAAACAUGACCACACUGUUAUCUACAGUAAGAAUUGAGCGUCAUUGUGUCAGAUUUGCAUCAGGGACUGGUUACCGCUUCAACAAAACACCACCUGGCAUUUAUCAAGUGGGUUUUUUUGCGGAUGGCAACACACAUUGGAACGAUUCAAAGAGCAGCAGAGGUCAGACUGUCGCUGUAAACCUGCUUCCAAAAUUUCCAAGCAAACAAACGGUUGAUGUAAUGCUGAGUUGUGGGCAAGCAAGCAGCGAGACAUUCAGGUGACUCACAACUCUAUUAAUGUGCUGAGCUGUAGCAGAUAACAUUACCCUCAGGUAACCACAUCAAACAGCUUCAAAUGGGCGUGGCAUGAUGUUUCACACAAACAAUGUUAUCUAUCAAGACUUAAUAAGGAGGAUAUUUGUUGAGGUAUCUCAGUCCGGACCAAAGUGGUGGACCAUCUGACGUUAUAGUAGAUUUCCCUCCCAAACCUUCUACUAAGGUGAUGAUUGGAACUCAGUCGUUAGUUAAUAUACUUUACGUGUAUUCAAAAACGUAAACUUAAUAUACUUUAAAUUUAAAAUAUUAAUUCCAAGUAUCUUUUUGUUCCAGAGAAAGAUGCAUCCCUCCCUGCUGCUCGGCUGCUUGGUCCUCGCUGCUGACUACUUCCUGGCCUCUGCCUACAUGAUCCCCGACGACCGACUCUUCACCAAUAGGGUCGUUGUAUCUAACGCGCUGCCUUACAGCCCUCCUCCUGUUCUCAUUGUAGAGUUGCCGAAAGUGAAGAAGAACAAGAAAGGAAAGAAACAAAGAAAGAACAAAUUCGGUGUGAAGAAGCGCCCUCCUCCUCCUGCUGACUGCAUUCCCUUGUGGGGAAGCUGUAAAUCUCCAACCAAUGUGUGCUGUGAUUUCUGUGCUUUCUGCCAGUGCCGGCUCUUCAGAACAGUCUGUAUCUGUCGAAUGGGCAACCCUCGCUGCUGAACAGAACCGACCCAACUCCGAGCUAACAGAAUAAAAAAUUCAUGCUAAGCAAUUGACUUGAAGUGAACACCGUGAGAGGUGAAUCGCUUAUAGUCCUUGGUUUGUAACUUUGCCUAAAACAUUCUCUGCAUGAAAGCACUUUAUUACAGAGGACUGCCCCACAGUGAACUCCCCUUUAUCUUACAGAGUGUAGGCCUACUAUUUAUAGGACUGCUCACAAAUUAAAGUUUUUAUUGUACUUUGAGCUUUUAGCAUGCAUAAACUGGAUAUGUUUGCUAAAACAAUUUUAUAUAUUGCUUUAUUUUUACACAGAAAUACAUGAAUGCGCAGUAGCAAAUAUUUUAUAAAGCCUUAUAAAGAAUAAAGUCCAUGUACUAUAUUUUA